AUGAAACCCCCGUCCGCACUCCCCUGGAUCUCCCCGCUGCAGUACCGCAGCCCCGCCCGCGGCGCGCCGCCCGCCCCACCGUCUCCCCCGCCUCCACCCCCUCCCACCCGGCCGCCGCGGUACCUCCACCACCCGGAACUCGCGCGCCUCAUCGCGUCCUCCCCGUCCGCGCAGCGCGCGCUCGACCUCUUCAACGCGGACUCCUCCCAGCGCGGCUUCUCCCACACGCCGGCCACCUUCUCGGCGCUCCUCGUCCGCCUCGCGCGCGCGCGGCUCCCGCGCGCCGCCGCCGCCGUGCUCCACCGAACCGCCUCCGAGCCCUGCCGGUUCCAGGAGCCGCAGUUCCUGCCGCUCGUCCGCCUCCUCCCGCCCGACCACGCGCUCGCGCUCCUCCGCUUCCUGCCCACGCUGCUCCGCACGAGCCGCGUCUCACACAAGGCGCUCGCCGUCUGCCUGGACCGCCUCGUCUCCUCCCGCGGCUGCCACGGCGUCCUCGACGAGCUCCUAGCCGACCUGCGCGACCCCCGGAACAAGUACCUUCCAAGGCCUAACACAUGCGUCUACAACAUCCUCAUCAAGUACUAUGUCAAAAACGGCGAAUUGGAGACCGCCUUCAAAGUGCUCGACGAAAUGCGCGAGUACACCUGCGCUGACGUGAAGCCGAACUUGGUCACCUAUUCAACAUUGAUCGGUGGGCUCUGCCGUGGCGGUAAGAUGAUGGAAGCGUUUGAGCUAUUCGAGGAGAUGAUCGAGAAGGACCGCAUUGUGCCUGAUCAGCUGUUGUACAAUGUGAUAAUCGAUGGGUUCUGUAGACUGGGGCAGGUGGAUAAGGCUCGUGCAAUCUUUGGAUUUAUGAGGAAGAACGAGUGUGAGCCCAAUGCCUUCAAUUAUGCCACGCUGAUUAAUGGGCACUGUAAGAAAGCGGACAUUGAGGCGGCGAGAUCGGUAUUUGAGGAGAUGAGGAAUGCUGGUGUGGAGCCAGAUGCUGUGAGUUACACUGCACUGAUCGGCUGCCUUUGCAGGCAUGGAAGUGUGGAUGAGGGCAUCAAUCUUGUUUUGGAGAUGAAGCAGAAGGGGUGUAGCGCUGAUGUCGUCACAUACAAUCUGGUGAUUGAGGGGCUGUGUAAAGAUGGGCGGACAGUGGAAGCAAUGGACCUGCUUGAGAGUGUGCCGCUGGAAGGAGUUAAGUUGAACGUCGCGAGCUAUCGGAUCUUAAUGAACUGCUUGUGCUCCCGUGGGGAGAUGGACAAGGCAGUUGGCUUGCUGGGAUUGAUGCUUGGACGAGGGUUUCUACCUCACUAUGCAGCGUCAAACAACCUGUUGAUUGGUCUGUGUGAUGUUGGGCGCAUAGCAGAUGCUACGAUGGCAUUGUAUGGGUUAGCUGAUGCAGGCUUCAUGCCAGAGGCUAGAUGUUGGGAGAGGCUUGUGGAGACUGUGUGCCGGGAGAGAAAGCAAAGGAGAUCUACUGAGCUACUAGAUGUCUUGGUUGGCGUAGGUUGUUGUCUUGAGGAAAGGAACUCACAGCAGUGUAUCUCUCCCCAUUUGCAUUACGGGAUUGAAUUGAAGUUUUAA
Molecule: messenger RNA, 1572 nt
Organism: Miscanthus lutarioriparius
Lineage: Eukaryota; Viridiplantae; Streptophyta; Magnoliopsida; Poales; Poaceae
Source: the annotation of a GenBank genome assembly